This is a messenger RNA of Penicillium arizonense, 294 nucleotides long. Its product is annotated as 60S ribosomal eL39 domain-containing protein. The record is from RefSeq and is a predicted model, not a curated record. Gene Ontology annotation, cellular component: ribosome; cytosolic large ribosomal subunit. Gene Ontology annotation, biological process: translation. The coding region runs from base 1 to 294 and encodes 97 amino acids. The transcript is spliced from 4 exons. Gene Ontology annotation, molecular function: structural constituent of ribosome. Lineage: Eukaryota; Fungi; Ascomycota; Eurotiomycetes; Eurotiales; Aspergillaceae.
AUGAUCCUGCUAGAAGUCACAUCACCUGACCCAACCGAAGCGAAGCCAAGCCCUGCCGCACACAAACCAUCCACACCCGAAGGUCGACAACUUCAUCCGUCCAUCCAACAAGCUCGCCGUCGCGAUCAACACUUCAAGAUGCCGAGCCACAAGACUUUCCGCACCAAGCAAAAGCUUGCCAAAGCUCAGCGCCAGAACCGUCCCAUCCCCCAGUGGAUCCGUCUGCGCACCGGCAACACCAUCAGAUACAACGCCAAGCGACGACACUGGCGCAAGUCGACCCUGAAGGUCUAA